AUGGAAGGUGUGAAAGAUAAAAGCGGAGAGGAAGAUGGCACUGGAUUCUCGGUAGUGAGAAAGAGAGGCGUUGUAGCCGGGCCGGGUGGUUAUGAGGACAUCGGCCCCGAGGACAUAGCUGAACUGCAGCGAAAGCAGCGACAGGCUGAACAGGCUUCCAAAAUGAUGGCCUCUGGCGCAAGUGCCGCGCAACUCAGCGCGUACACUGGCAUCAAACUUGUUGAACUAGAGACAGGCUUUACACCGAAGCUGCAAGAGACUCCUUCGCACCAGUUUGUGGACCGGGACGAGGAAGGGACGCUCAAACAGGCGCGGUUUGUCUAUGUGGACGAGUACACUUGUAUCGGUUGCACAAAUUGCGCCAUGACGGCGCCCAACACCUUUUACAUGGACGACGAGCACGGCAGGGCGCGCGUGUUUCAGCAGUGGAAGGACCGUCCCCGCACGAUCCAGACGGCCAUCGAGACCUGCCCCGUCGACUGCAUUCACUACGUGCCCUUCGAGGAGCUGGAGCGCCUGGAGAAGGAGCGGGCAGGCAUGACUAUCAACUAUAAGGCCCGACUGGUUGGCUCUGAUGGGCUCCUUUCCUCCUCGGGGGGGGACCAGGGGAUGCAGGAGAUCAGCGGCAACAAGGAUUUCCGGUGCGGGAACUGCCCUUCGCGUGGAUGUUUCAACUGCCCCAUGUUCGGGGUGGGCGAGAACCCGGAGUACCAGCGAAAACAACGUCAAAUCGCACAGAAGAGAGAACGACGUCGUGCUUCGAAGGAUAACUCAAGUGAGGGGGGCAGCGGGUCGGGGGGGACAGGGAGAAAACGUGUCGACCUGUGA
Messenger RNA from Nannochloropsis gaditana CCMP526, 828 nucleotides. Its product is annotated as ferredoxin. The record is from RefSeq and is a predicted model, not a curated record. The transcript has a single exon. Gene Ontology annotation, molecular function: electron transfer activity; iron ion binding. Bases 1 to 828 code for a protein of 275 amino acids.